Messenger RNA from Strongyloides ratti, 1602 nucleotides. RefSeq names its product Male sterility, NAD-binding domain and NAD(P)-binding domain and Fatty acyl-CoA reductase family-containing protein. Gene Ontology annotation, molecular function: alcohol-forming very long-chain fatty acyl-CoA reductase (NADP+) activity. Gene Ontology annotation, cellular component: peroxisome. The coding region runs from base 1 to 1602 and encodes 533 amino acids. Lineage: Eukaryota; Metazoa; Nematoda; Chromadorea; Rhabditida; Strongyloididae. Gene Ontology annotation, biological process: long-chain fatty-acyl-CoA metabolic process. The record is from RefSeq and is a predicted model, not a curated record. The transcript has 4 exons.
AUGAUGGAUAAAGAAAAUUCAGUUGAAAAAUCAUUUAAUGGCUCUAAUAUCUUUAUUACAGGAAUUUCUGGGUUUUUAGGAAAAGUACUUGUUGAAAAAUUAUUAUAUGAAUGUGAUGGUAUUGAAGGUAUUUAUUGUCUUAUUCGUGUUAAAAGAGGACAAAAACCAAGUGAAAGAUUAGAAGAAUUAAUUAAUGGAACAUUAUUUACACGUAUUAAAGCUAAAAAUCCAUCAAUUUUAAAUAAAAUUCAUGUUAUUGAGGGAGAUCUUUUACAGCCAAAUCUUGGAAUGAGUAAUGAAUCAAUACAAUUAUUACAAGAAAAAAUAUCAAUUGUUUUUCAUUGUGCUGCAACAGUUAAAUUUGAUGAUAUUUUACGUGUCUCAUUAACAAUGAAUCUUAUUGGAACACAUAAACUUGUUGAAAUAUGUAGAAAUAUGAAAAAUUUAAAAAGUCUUGUUCAUGUUUCAACUGCAUAUGCUAAUUGUCAUUUAAAUGAAACAACAGAAGAAGUAUAUCCAUCACCUGUUGAUCCACAACAAUUAAUUAAUGCCUUAAGUUGGAUGGAUGAUGAUAUGUUAGAAAUGGUAACACCUAAAUUAUUAAAUCAACGUCCAAAUACAUAUACUUUUACUAAAGCAUUAGCCGAAACUCAAUUUAUAAGAGAUGCUAAAAAUUUACCCGCAAUUAUUGUUAGACCAUCAAUUAUAGGAGCAUGUUGGAAAGAACCACAUCCUGGUUGGACUGAUAAUUAUAAUGGUGCUACAGGAAUAAUAUUUGCUGUUGGUAAAGGAGCUAUUAGAGUUAUGCCUGGUGAUGUAAAUUGUAAAGCUGAUAUUAUUCCUGUUGAUAUAGUAUCAAAUAUGUUAAUUGUUUCUGCUCAUUAUAGAAUGAAUAUGACAUCAAAUGAAAUACCAGUUUUUCAUUGUACCUCUGGUGAGUUAAAUCCACUGAAAUGGAAAUUUAUAAAUGAGUAUUGUAAUCAAUGUUUAACAACAUAUCCAAUGAAAGAUCCAAUUAGAAUACCAUAUUGCAUAAUGACAACAAAUCACUUAAUGUUCUUAUUUGAUUUCUAUUUAAGAUGUUAUACACCAGCAAAAAUACAUGAUUUUAUCGGUGGUUUUAUUGGAAAGAAGCAAAAUAAUGUUAACAAUUAUAAUAGAGUUUAUAAAAUGAUUAAAACAUUAGAAUUUUUUACAACAAAUGAUUGGAAUUUUAAAUCUGAAGGAUUAGUAAAUUUAUGGAAUACAUUAUCUAAAAAUGAUCAAGAAAAAUUUAAUUUUGACAUUCGUCAAGUAAAUUGGGGCAAUUAUCUUUUUGACUAUAUCAUUGGAAUUCGUUUAUAUUUACUGAAAGAAACUAUUUCUGAUUUAAAUCAAUCAAAAUUUAGAGUUAAUAGUCUAUGGAAAAGAAAUCUAUUUUAUUCAUUUAUUUUUUGGGGAUUCAUUGUUAGAUUAACUGCUUCAAAAACAACACCAAAAAUAAAAAUGUUCCUUUGGCUAUUUGGAAUUAUUGCACAUGUUAUUGGAAGAAAAUAUUUUAUCACCACAAAACAUAGAAUUUCAACAAUUGAUCAAUAUAUGAAACGAGCUUCAAAAACAUAA